Hevea brasiliensis (rubber tree) is the source of this 753-nucleotide messenger RNA. RefSeq lists its product as uncharacterized. The transcript is spliced from 2 exons. The coding region runs from base 1 to 753 and encodes 250 amino acids. Lineage: Eukaryota; Viridiplantae; Streptophyta; Magnoliopsida; Malpighiales; Euphorbiaceae. The record is from RefSeq and is a predicted model, not a curated record.
AUGGAAGGUGAGAACUCUUUUUUAACAUUAGCUCCACCAGUUUUUGAUGGAGAAAAUUAUCAAGUUUGGGCUGUCAAGAUGGAAGCUUACCUGGAUGAGUGUGAUGUCUGGGAGGUAGUGGAGGAGGACUACAAAAUUCCCCCUCUACCUAGCAAUCCUACUUUGGCUCAGAUCAAAAAUCGCAAGGAGAAGAAGACUCAAAAGUCUAAGGCCAAGGCCUGCCUUUUUGCUGCUGUGUCUCCAACAGUUUUCUCAAGAAUAAUGACUCUUGGAUCUGCCAAGGCAAUUUGGGAUUUUCUCAAGGAAAAAUACCAAGGAGAUGAGAGAAUCAGAGGCAUGAAGGUUCUAAACUUGGUGAGGGAAUUCGAAAUGUUGCACAUGAAGGAUUCUGAAACAAUUAAAGAAUACUCAGAAAAGUUGCUAAGCAUUGUAAAUAAGGCUCAAGAGCAGAGAAGGUUAAUGAGGCAAGAAGGCUUCAUUGAGGGAGCAUUACAAGCCAAGCUGCAGAGCACUUCUAGAGGCAAAGGCAAGAAAGGAGGAAAAGGAAAGCAAGGCAAUGUUGGAAACUCUGAGGCUGCUACAACGGGAAACAGCAGUAACAAGAAGGAAGGAAAAUAUCCUCCUUAUCAGUAUUAUGGAAAGAAAAAUCAUCCUCACUUCAAGUGUUGGAGGAAACCUAACAUGAGGUACAGGAAAUGUAAUAAGCUUGGCCAUGCAGAAAUCAUCUGCAAAAGGAAAGCGGCUCAGCAAUAG